AUGUUUGCCAAGCACUCUGUGGACGGAAAGAUAGCUUUAUUCAUUGUAUAUGUUGAUGAUAUCAUUAUUACAGGUGACGAUUAUGAUCAAAUCAAGCACCUAAAGAGUCUCCUAGCCAAGGAAUUUGAAGUCAAGGACCUAGGCCAGCUUAAGUAUUUUCUAGGGAUGAAAAUUGCUCAAACAAAGAAUGGUAUUUCAAUUUCUCAAUGGAAGUACACUUUGGAUUUACUUCAAGAAACAAGGGUACUUGAAUGUAAAACAACCAAUACUCCUAUAGAACCAGCCAAAAGGAGUGAAAAGGACAGUGUACCAGCUAACAAAGAUAGAUAUCAAAGUCUAGUUGGAAAGCUAAUCUAUCUAACUCAUACUAGGCUAAACAUCAGGUUUGUUGUGAGAAUGGCUAGUCACUAUAAGGCAAACCCAACAGAACCUGACAUGAGAAAUGUAAACAGAAACCUCCAAUACCUUAAAGGUACACCAAGCUGA
Abrus precatorius (Indian licorice) is the source of this 486-nucleotide messenger RNA. RefSeq lists its product as uncharacterized. The coding region runs from base 1 to 486 and encodes 161 amino acids. The record is from RefSeq and is a predicted model, not a curated record. The transcript has a single exon. NCBI's taxonomy places the organism in Eukaryota, Viridiplantae, Streptophyta, Magnoliopsida, Fabales, Fabaceae.